Neopelma chrysocephalum (saffron-crested tyrant-manakin) is the source of this 2009-nucleotide messenger RNA. RefSeq names its product hippocampus abundant transcript 1 protein-like. The transcript is spliced from 12 exons. The record is from RefSeq and is a predicted model, not a curated record. NCBI's taxonomy places the organism in Eukaryota, Metazoa, Chordata, Aves, Passeriformes, Pipridae. Bases 142 to 1620 code for a protein of 492 amino acids. Gene Ontology annotation, cellular component: membrane. Gene Ontology annotation, biological process: transmembrane transport. Gene Ontology annotation, molecular function: transmembrane transporter activity.
GGGGCCCGGCGCUCCCCGCCCGGUGCCGGUGCCGGUCCGGUUCCGGCUCCGGGCCCGGGCUCAGCCCGGCUCGGCCCGGCCCGCCGCAGGGAGGAUGGGGCAGCCGCGGCGGCCGGCGAUCGGCUGCGGCCCGGCGGCGCCAUGACCGGCGAGAAGAAGAAGAAGAAGCGGCUCAACCGCAGCGUCCUGCUGGCCAAGAAGAUCGUGAUCCGGGACGGGGCCGGCCGACAGGGGAUUGGGGACCCCAGCGUGUACCACGCUGUGGUGGUGAUUUUCCUGGAGUUCUUUGCCUGGGGGCUGCUGACCACACCGAUGCUGACGGUGUUACACCAGACGUUUCCUCAGCACACGUUCCUGAUGAAUGGCCUGAUUCAUGGAGUCAAGGGUCUGCUCUCCUUCCUAAGUGCUCCGCUGAUUGGUGCUCUCUCUGAUGUCUGGGGCAGGAAAUCCUUCCUCCUCCUCACCGUCUUCUUCACGUGUGCACCAAUUCCCCUGAUGAAGAUCAGCCCGUGGUGGUACUUUGCUGUCAUUUCCAUGUCUGGAGUGUUUGCUGUCACCUUUUCCGUGAUUUUUGCCUACGUUGCCGAUAUCACACAGGAGCAUGAGCGCAGCACGGCGUAUGGCUUGGUGUCAGCCACGUUUGCUGCCAGUCUGGUCACCAGCCCGGCCAUCGGCGCGUACCUUUCCCAAGCCUACGGUGAUACUUUGGUGGUUGUGCUGGCCUCGGGUGUUGCUUUGCUGGAUAUUGGCUUCAUCCUGCUGGCCGUGCCGGAGUCACUGCCAGAAGAGAUGCGCCCGGUCUCCUGGGGAGCCCCAAUUUCUUGGGAACAAGCCGACCCAUUUGCUUCCCUGCGGAAGGUGGGUCAGGACUCCACAGUGCUGCUCAUCUGUAUCACCGUCUUUCUCUCCUACCUUCCCGAAGCUGGCCAGUACUCCAGCUUCUUCCUGUACCUGCGCCAGGUCAUUGGCUUUUCCUCAGAGACUGUAGCAGCCUUUAUCGGUGUAGUUGGAAUUCUCUCUAUACUGGCUCAGACAGUUGUCUUGGGAAUUCUCAUGCGUUCCAUAGGAAAUAAAAACACCAUCCUCCUGGGACUAGGCUUCCAGAUCCUGCAGCUUGCCUGGUAUGGCUUUGGAUCACAGCCUUGGAUGAUGUGGGCAGCAGGAGCUGUGGCUGCCAUGUCCAGCAUCACCUUCCCAGCCAUCAGUGCCAUGGUGUCGAGGAACGCGGACCCCGACCAGCAGGGUGUGGUGCAGGGGAUGAUCACUGGAAUUCGGGGUCUGUGUAAUGGCCUGGGGCCGGCGCUCUAUGGCUUUGUCUUCUAUCUCUUCCACGUGGAGUUGAAUGAAAUGGCUGAGGUGGAAACUUUGGGCAAGGCCUCCAAACCCAACAUGGCCAACCCUACGGAUGAGAGCAGCAUCAUCCCCGGGCCACCCUUCCUGUUCGGGGCGUGCUCUGUGCUGCUGUCGCUGCUGGUGGCCCUGUUCAUCCCGGAACACAACCUGGUGCUGAGGUCGGGCGGCCACAAGAAGCACAGCCCGGGGGCCCAGGCCCACCCCCACAGCCCCCCGGCCGGGGGGUCGGAUGGCAAGGAGCCCCUCCUGGAGGACAGCAGCGUGUGAGGUGGGACAGCAGGACCUGCCUCGCGGCUCAACUCCACUCCAGGAUGGACUCGGCAGGAGUUCGGGGAGGGGGAGAGAGAGCCGAGGUAACAGACUGUGCCGCUGACAGCUGCUGAGGAGGGACGGGCUUUCCCUUCGAGCCAAAUACACACAGCUGGUGCAAAAAUGGAGUUGUAUCACCUGGUGUUGAUGGAAAGGGGAGAUGCGGAACUGCCCCAUGUGGAAGGAUAGUUCUGGAAAGCAAACCUGCCCUUGCGCGUGAGCCCCGUGCUGUGCCCUCCAAACCCUCCGCUCGCCAGUCACGCAGGACGGAGCCGGCGUGGUCCGUGUUUGGUGGGAGCUCACUGGGCUGCCUCCCAGAAUAAAACAUGGCACCUGCUCUGUGCCCC